AUGUUAGCCCAAAGCCCGACAGUGCUUUUUACCAAAUUGACCCUAGACUUGAAAAAGGUUGUCAGCUCAGCACAACACAACAGCAACCAGUGGGACCCACCGGUCACAGCUGUAACCGUACCUUACCACUUCAGUUCAGCUGUCUACUCAAGCAGUAAAAUCUCUGUCUUCAUCGCGCGGUUAAAAAAACUCACCUUCUGGCUCCACCGACCUCCACGUAUCCACCUCGCCACCAAAAUUAACCGCAUCGAGAACGCGCAAGACAACAAAGAAAUCCACGUGGAGAGCGUCCCCAAAGCCACUUGUGCGGCACCCCCCACUCCUCCCACGUGCGAGGCCACACGAGCACAAUCGGCUACGGAGUGA
Messenger RNA from Prunus armeniaca (apricot), 366 nucleotides. The record is from the annotation of a GenBank genome assembly. NCBI's taxonomy places the organism in Eukaryota, Viridiplantae, Streptophyta, Magnoliopsida, Rosales, Rosaceae.